AUGGAGAAAGAUAUUUUGACCACCCUCAAGAUCAUAAUUAUCGGGGAGGAGAUGGCGGAGGCCUGUGCCCUUCUGUUGAGGUUUACCGAUGAUACCUUUGACCCGGAACUUACAAUAGGUGUUGACUUUAAAGUGAAAACAAUCUCUGUAGAUGGCAAUAAAGCAAAGCUUGCAAUAUGGGACACUGUAGCACAGGAACGCUUCCGAACCCUAACGCCCAGUUAUUACCGGGGUGCACAAGGUGUUAUAUUGGUGUAUGAUGUGACUCGGAGGGAUACGUUCACGAGGCUGGACAACUGGUUAAAUGAGCUGGAGACCUAUUGCACAAGAAAUGACAUUGUUAAGAUGCUGGUUGGAAAUAAGAUAGACAAGGAAAAUCGGGAAGUAGAUCGAAAUGAGGGACUGAAGUUUGCCACGAAACAUUCGAUGUUGUAUAUAGAGGCCAGUGCAAAAACCAGAGAUGGAGUACAAUGUGCAUUCGAAGAACUUGUUGAAAAGAUUAUCCAGACUCCUGGACUAUGGGAAAGUGAGACAAACAGAGGAGUUCGAUUGUCUAGUGAAGAUGGUGGUGGCACAAGAGGGUUGUGUGCUGGAUACUGCUCAGUACAGUAGAAUAGGUCAUCCUUGGAUCUUCCUAUUAAACCAAGCAGUGAUAGCCGUUUCUGUAUAUAUCCUGUAUCACCCCUAUAUAUGGGUUUGCACAUAUUUGUUUGUAACCUAAAGAAACAAAUAUUUGUAGAACAUUGUUGGGAAACUGUCUUUCCAGAGGAAUUCUAAGCAUGAAAAAGAGUUUAUUUUAUUUUUUGUCAGUGGCAUGAACAAUAUUCUGCCUUAGCAAAUGCAGCAACAGAAACACCAUAUUCAUGGUAGGUUUUUAAUCUCUUUCUUAAUGACACUACACUGUUCUAAAAUAUAUGUGUGACUUAUCUCCUGUUCUAUAUUCUGCUGUAUAUUACCGCUGCACUCAUGGGCCUUCUCCAUCGUUCACCUGAAGCAUGUCUGUACAUCUUACUGAAGCAUAUGUCUGUUUCUCCCUGACAGCAAGCCACGUAGCUACAAGAAAGUGCAGUCUAUGCCUGUAAACACUGUAUUAUACCGCUGGCACUUGGGGGCUCGUAUGACGCCCAUCAUUGGACUACUUUUGGUCUUCAGCACAAAGUCGUUGACACCUUCAUGCUAAAACUCCAUGUUUGGCCCUGGUUGUACAAUUUUAACUCUUGUAUCAAAUGUGAAAUAUUAAAUUGUAAUAUUUCGGAGGCACUUUGUCAUGAGCGUUUAGUGCUUGCUAAUCCGUAUAUAGUAAAGAAGUUGCAAGAAUUCAGUAGCUGUAUGCUUCAUAUGAAGCUGCCCAAAGAACCGAUUGUUCGAAUCCACGAACGAUCGGACUUCCCCAUCUCCCGACCUGCCACUAACCAUUCAGAUCAAAUAAAGUAGUAAAAGAACAGAUCAGCCGAUGUUCUGCCCCUGAUGAAAUUUCUGUCUGACAAAAGCUGGUGACAGUCUCUCACUGAAAAUCGUACGAUCGGCAAUACACGCAGAGAUAUUAUCAGCAGCCGACAGAAAUCUUUUAACCUGUCCGAUCGAACAAAUGACCGAUCACCGCCGGACGAAAAAUGUCGGGACUCUCCACACACGGUUCCGAAAAUCGGAUCUUUGCGUCUAUGGCCAGCUUAACGCUUCAGCAAGCGCUGCCUGGAAAAAAAACGGUAUCCACCUAACUAUCAAGGAGGCUGAUUUACAAAUUGUACCUGUGUGUUUACUCUUCAACAAUGAAAUCUUUGCUUUUGUUUUUUUCCUCAAACUUUUUAGCUUUUUAUUAUGGAAUUCCUUUUGUAUCAUCCAGUAUUGUGUGUGGCAACCUAUUUUCAGCCUUGCCUAUUGCUGGAAAGGUUUACAGAUAAUCAUGAACUAUUUAUGUAACAUAAGUAUAUAUAUAUAUAUUACUUACAUUUUAAUGACAAUAUUUUUACUUACUUUAUAGGCACUUUUGCCUAAGAUGAUUCCUUUAGGUUCAUCCUUUCUGGCACACAGUCUAUAUUUGGGGGUGCCAAAUGUUAGGUUCUUUCUUCUCGCGGCUGCACGUGCGCAUUAGAGUAAAAGCUGAACUGAAAAGUUGGCUUUUCUAUUCUACUGUGUAUGCGUCUGCCCCGGGAAAUUUGAAGAAAGAAGAAGCCGGAAGAGAAGUGUUCUGUGGUGCUCACUGGUAUAACCCUGGGCCGGUGCAGUUUUCUGCUGAUAGGCCAGGCUUUCAGGUAAGUAAAUAUAAUCACUUGGGGGUGCCUAACAUUUUGCACCUCCAAAUGCUAAACGAUUUUCCUUCUCCUUUAAGGACAUUUGCCAUGGCUUGGAGCAUCACCUUGCAGUUGUAGAUGUCACAUUGUCCUAUGGACACCAGUAGAUAUAUCUAUUAUCCAUGAUGCAUCUUUAUGGGUUUAGUCUGCUGCCUCAUUAGGUGCAUGCAAAAAAAGCACAAUAUAAAACUACAUUCACAAAAUAACAUUCAUUGGACCAAUACAAUAUUGUUUUAUUCUUAGUUUCUCUGGUGGCUCUCCUGGACUGAAACAUUACAAUAAAUUAAACUUUCCAAUUACAAUGUGUCUGUAUGAAAUGCCAUUUGUGAAAUAAUGUUAUAAACCCGAUUUGUUCUUAAAAACCAGGAUGUUUUGUUCUAAUAAAUAGUCGCAGUUACAGAUGUGUUACCUUUC
Xenopus laevis (African clawed frog) is the source of this 2705-nucleotide messenger RNA. RefSeq names its product RAB18, member RAS oncogene family L homeolog (gene rab18.L). Lineage: Eukaryota; Metazoa; Chordata; Amphibia; Anura; Pipidae. The coding region runs from base 1 to 612 and encodes 203 amino acids. The record is from RefSeq and is a predicted model, not a curated record. The transcript is spliced from 7 exons.